Octopus bimaculoides (California two-spot octopus) is the source of this 4208-nucleotide messenger RNA. Its product is annotated as G patch domain-containing protein 11. Gene Ontology annotation, cellular component: kinetochore. The record is from RefSeq and is a predicted model, not a curated record. NCBI's taxonomy places the organism in Eukaryota, Metazoa, Mollusca, Cephalopoda, Octopoda, Octopodidae. Gene Ontology annotation, molecular function: nucleic acid binding.
UACAGUUAUCUCCCUUCCUCCGCAUUCACCGCCAUUAUUUUUAUUUCUGAAAUUAUUUGUUUUUAUAUAGAAAUGUCCACAGAAACUGAAGAAGAUGAUUAUAUGUCUGAUAAAUUUGUUGAUAACUGUGUUAACUUACGACCAGGACUUGUGUCUAAAGCAACAAGUCGACAAUACCAUGUAGAGAAGGCAACAAAACAGGCCAACAGACAGAACCAGUUGAAACGAAAGAAUAUGAAAGAAAGUGAAAAAGAAAGGCGAACAGAAGGUUUAAGUAUAAAGCUCAGUGAAGAUAACAAAGGAUUUGCAUUAUUACAGAAAAUGGGUUAUAAACCAGGAAUGUCACUAGGCAAAGAAGGUCAAGGACGUUCAGAACCAGUCCCCAUCAAAGUAAAAUGUAACCGAGAAGGUCUUGGAUUGGCAACUAAAAGAAAAGAACAAUUAGCAGAAAUAAAUAAAUUUCAAGAAAUGGUAAAAAGGAAGAAUCAAAAGCUCCAAGGAAACUUCAUGCAACGGAUGAGUGACAAGUUCAGUGUAAAGGAAAUAGAAAAGGACUUAGAAAAAAGUCAAAAAGUUUGUGAUGAACUUGAUGGCAGAGCUAAAAUAACUGAACCAAAAGAUUGGUUCUAUUGGCCACUUUAUCGAUUAGAACAAAAAUUAGCUGAUGAAAGUGAAGACGAGGCUGAAGAGAAACCAAUUUUAGACAUUUAUACUCCUGAAGAAAAACUAGAAAUGGUGAUUGACUAUCUAAGAAACACCUACUUUUAUUGCUUAUGGUGUGGUGCAACUUUUGAUAGUAUAAAAGACAUAGAUGAAAAUUGUCCUGGAAAUUGCCGAUCUGCUCAUGAAUCAAUGUAAACAUACAUUUCUGUCUCAAUAAUCUUGCUGUUUUUUUUUUUUUUUACUGAACAUCUCAUUGUUUAAUUUAGUAUCAGAAUAAACAGAAUUUAAGACAAGUUGUUAUUUUAAGACACAUUUUGGUGGAGAUAAACUGUUUCUAACUCUUUGAAAAUUAUGAUAUAAUGUCAAUGUCUUAAAGACAUGACUAUCACAGACUCAUUUCCCUACUUUUUAUACUGAACUUUAAGUAAGGAAUCAAUGAAUACAAUUAAUUGAUUUAGCUUCUGGAACUGAUUUUCUUUUGAGAAUUUUACAACAAAUCUUUAUUUACAUACGAACAUCACUUUCACUCCAAAAGAACAAAAAUACUUGCUUUUUGGUAUUAGAAAUUUUAUUUUGUUGUUUAUGUUUAGGUGGAGUUUUAAUGUGAACUAACUGUUUCAUUGAAAUUUAUAACAAUAAUAAUGUUGAUGGCUUUGGUUUGCCCCAGAGAAAUAGGACUGUCUUUAUAGCUUUUAUAGGCUGACUGAGAGUGAGGAGAAUUUUGUGAUUAAUUUUCCUCUUAAACAUUUGCAAGCUAAUGGAUUUAGAAAAGACAUGUAGGGAGGGAUUUCCAGAGUAAAGGAAAAGUUAGAGUGAUGACAGAUAAGUUGGGAGUGUCUCAAUAGAGAUGGAACAACACCAACCAGUCCAGAAGUGUUGAAGCCACUAUAACAGGAGUUGAUGUAGUGAGUUGAGGAUUGUGAAAGAUUCAGUUUCUACACUAGUGACAUUGGUGUGGGAUGAGUAUGAAGUUCAAGAAGAGUUGUGAGUGUUGAAGUCAUUGAGAAUGAUGACUUCAAGGAGAAGUUACUUUAGAUAAAUGUCCUUGAUACAAGAAGAGAUACGGUUAGUUGUUGGUGGUUGGAGGAGUUCAGAGAGCAGCAAAUGAAGCAGAUGUAUUUGGAGAAGUCGGAAAAGGGGACUUUCUGUCAGAGCAACUGGAAUUCCUGUUGCUGAUAUGUGCAGGCUAGAGAGAGCAGUGGAAUCUACAAAUGUUGAGAUGCCACCUUUUAGAGUGAGGUUUCAAUAACAUGGACAAUGGAGAUGGACUAAGGUAAUGAUUGUAGGAUUUGUGUCUUGGAGUGGAAUUGGAAGUGUGGUUUUGAGUAUUAGUUGGAAAGUAAUGUACAGGGCUUGAACUGGAUCAAAUUCUAUGGACAUAGAAGGCGAAUUGUCCAGUGGGUUUAGUUUUACUAUUAAACAUUUAGGGAAGUGUAGCAGGUGUUGGUGUGCUGUGAAGACAUGAUAACCCCUUGCCAGGAUCCUAGUUCAUAUACUUGCAUCAUAGUAAAUGCCACGGAAGGCAACAGAGUAAACUCUACUGAAGGUACCUAUGAACCUCUAAUAAAUGUGGGAUCACCAUUUACACUAUACACAACACAACUACAUAAGACAAAAUGAUAACUUCACUCACUCAUUCAAACUUUUGUUAUUUUAUUGUUUUGUAGUGACAAAGAUACAUAUAUUUAAAAUCACAACAAUAAAAAGAAUAAAGACAAUAUUGCCUACUUCUAAAGAUACAGGUUGUCUUUUGUGUCCUUUUAAAAUAGAUGCGUUUCCUAGAGACUGAAGAAAAAAAAAUCAUAUACAAUGUUUGAGCAACCAUAGAUAAAAUGUAGAAAAUGAACUAAAACAAAAGUGGUUUAUUAAGCCUUUAGUUGCUCAUUUGAAUAAUUAACUCUUUGAACAUAAAGAUACAUCCAAAAUGUAAAAUCACAAAUCAAUUACACAAUAAGAGUAAAAAAAAAUCCAACAGGCAAAUAUACAAAAAGACAAAAGCAAACAUCAGCACAUCUACUCUUGUAAUUGUCUUAACAGUGGAAGGUCUAAUCUCUUUCACUAUUAUCAUGGCUACCAAUAACAUCCCUUUCUUUUAUUAGCAAUACAGAUUUCAAUUUCAAUAAUACCACACAGCUAAUAUUAUUAAGAUGGUUUUUCAUGAUUGUGUGCUCUUGUUAUCAUAUAUUUAGAUUUCUUUCUCUAAGGACUAGAUGUUUGCUUUUAAAGAGCUUAUUGUAUUACAAUGCUCAAGUGCACUAUGACUUGUUGGAAGCUUUGUGACCUUAUAUAUAUUUGCCUAUUGGAUUCCUUUAUAAUCAUGAAGAUAUAUUUGCACAUGUCAUUAAUUUCUAACUUCACAUUUUGAUAGUAUAAACAUCAUCAUUGUCAUUGUUUAACACCCUCUUUCUAUGUUGGUAUGAGUUAGACAGUUUGACAUGGAGUUGGCUAGCAGGGAACUGUCUAGACUCCGACUGUCUGUUGUGGCAUGGUUUCUACUGCUGGAUGCUCUUCCUAAUGCCAACCAUUUAACAGAGAGUGAUGGAUGUUUUCUACAUGCUACUAGCAUGGGUGCAUUUACAUAGCUCUGGAACAGGUGCAUUAAUGCAGCACCUGCAUGGAUGCUUUUUAAGUGGCACUAGCACCUGAAGGACAAGCCUGUAUGUGUGGAAGACAGCGAUUUUACUUAGCUUGACACAUAUUAUCAAGUACAGCAAAUCACAUCUCCUGGUCCCUUGUCAUUUCCUCAGUGGAGCUCAGUGUCUGAGGACUCUUUCUCACCACUUCAUCCCACAUCUUCCUGGGUCUACCCCUUCCACAGGUACCCUCCACAAUUAGAGCUUGGCACUUCUCUAUGCAGCUGUCCUCAUCCAUAUGCAUCACAUGACUAAAUCAGCACAGUUUUCUCUCUUGCACACAACAUCAUUUACACUCUGUCGUGCAUGCACACUGACAUUACCCAUCAAGUGGAGCAUGCUAGCUUCAUUUCUUUCAAGCCUUUGCAGAUCCUCUGUAGUCAAAGCCCAUGUUUCACUGCCAUGUAACAUAGCUUUAUGUACACAAGCAUCAUACAAUCUGCCUUUCACUCAGAGAGAGGGGCCCUUAGUUACCAACAAAGUUAGAAGCUCUCUGAACUUUUCCCAGCCUGUCCUUAUCCUAGCAACUACACUUUCAGAACUUCCUCCACCUCUGCUAAUCUGGUCUCCUAUGUAACAGAAGCUAUCUACUAUCUCUAAUGACCCCAGCCCCUUGCACAUUUGAUGGCAUUUGAAACAACAUGUUUCAAAUUUUUUUUACCUAUAUUAGCAAUGAGUUAUCAUCAAUUAGUUAUUGAAAUUCAUAUGACCAAGUGGGACAGCAUAGAAUGGUUUCAAAAAUAUUUUUUGUUGCCAAUAACAGAAGUCUAGAAAUUGUGAAGCAAUAUGAAGUUCAGUAUUGCAAAAAUACGGAGAUGUUCAGUAAGAAUUGCUGCAAAGAGACUACAAUAUCAGAAGGAACUUUUUAAUAUAGUAAUUUGUCUUUAAAUAAAAUUAUUUUCCUUAUCUGUU